AAACGCACCCUUGUGCACCGGAUUGACAUGACAUAUGACAUUAACAUGACAAGUGACAAACUUGAUUGUCUUGAAGUUGUCAUUGUCGAGUCUUGUAAAAAAAUAUUUUUUUUAUUAAACAUCUUUUAACUUUUCAUAUAUGGUCACGUUUGUUGUUCUAAAUAUACCGAUAUAUUACAUUAAAGGAAAUUAAAACAAUAAAAUUUCAUCAUGUCUGCAAGGAAGAAACCAGGAUUAAAACUAAACGUAAUUGAUGAUGUUCCACAGGUAAUUCCUCCUGCAAACUUGGAUACAAGAACAACAAUAACCAUUGGAGACAGAACGUGUGACGUUGAAGCUGAUGAUCUUGAAAAAAUUUGUGACUUGGGUAGAGGUGCAUAUGGAGUAGUUGAGAAAAUGAAGCACAUUCCAAGUGAAACCAUAAUGGCUGUUAAAAGAAUCACGGCUACUGUCAAUAUCCAGGAAAAUAAAAGAUUACUAAUGGACCUUGACAUUUCUAUGAGAAGUAGUGCCUGUCCAUAUACUGUCCAAUUUUACGGGGCGCUCUUUAGAGAAGGAGAUGUAUGGAUUUGCAUGGAAGUUAUGGAUACUAGUUUAGAUAAAUUUUAUGCCAAGGUUUAUAAAAAUGGCAGAAAAAUACCAGAAAGUGUUCUAGGAAAAAUUGCACUAGCUGUAGUCAGUGCCUUACAUUACCUAUAUUCUCAACUUAAAGUUAUACACAGAGAUGUUAAACCUUCCAAUAUUCUAAUCAAUAGAGAUGGUGAAGUCAAAAUGUGUGAUUUUGGAAUCAGUGGAUAUUUAGUAGACUCUGUUGCUAAAACUAUUGAUGCAGGAUGUAAACCAUACAUGGCUCCUGAAAGAAUAGACCCUCAAGGAAACCCAUCACAAUACGACAUCCGAUCAGAUGUAUGGAGCCUGGGAAUAUCAUUAAUUGAACUGGCAACUGGAGAAUUUCCAUAUCCCAAAUGGGGCACACCUUUUGAACAAUUAAAGCAAGUCGUAGCAGACGAUCCGCCUAGGUUACCUUCUGAACAAUUCUCCCCCGAAUUUGAUGACUUUAUUUGUAAAUGUCUUCAGAAAAAAUACGUAGACAGGCCCAAUUACAGUCAAUUAUUAGAUCAUAGGUUUUUAACGAAACACAAGGAAAUUAACACUGACAUAUCUCCUUUCGUUUCAGAAAUACUCGAUAUUCCAGAUAAUCCCUGAGAUUCAUGCGCCGUUUGUUAAGUUGAAUAAUUGCGAGCAAAUUUCUUUUCAUUUUGAAUUUUAUCAUGAUAUUUAUUUUUGCAUUUUUUAUUUCAAUUAUUGUUGUAAUACAGUAACUAAGAGUGAAUUUUUUUAAUUUGGCCUAAGGUUUUUAAAAUCUAUAUACAUUUCAUUGAUUGUUUUUGACAAAGAGUAAGAAGUGUUUGGUGAAGGUAAGUUAUUCGACUAAUAUCAGCCGAUAAUGUCAAAAAAAAAUUUCUUCUAGAUAAAAAAAUAUUACUUUCGUAACCAGUGGUAAUGUAUAACCCUUCGUUUCUUCAAUUCUCUUAAAUGAGAUUUUUUAACUUUUGAAUUACUAAAUAUAAAGUAAUUUCUUUAAAGUAUUUUUUAAUUGAAUUUUAAAAUCGCCUUCUCCAAACGCCUUCUUAAACUUUGGAAUUUUAUUUGAAACAUUUUACUUGUGUUAUGAUAUUUUAAAUAUUUUUUUUAAGAGUUAUAGAAACUGUAGUCUUCAACUUAGUACAAAUUGGAACAAAUUAAGACUAGACAUUAAAACUACGGACAAGAAUAUGAUUUUAUGUGAAAAAAAAUGUGUAACUAACAAAACUAAAAUAUAUAAUAUUAAGGUGUAUUAAAAUAUGUCUAUUAAAAACGAAUUUUCACAUUUUUUCACAAAAUAAGAUGACAUACUUGUCUGAAACCAGUUUGUAAAUAUCCAUGUACAUUAAUUCGCCCUAAGGGUAACUAUUUGACUGCCACAGCGUUAGUUUGAGUUGUUUUAAAUAGCACCCAUAAUUCGAGAUUCGCAAAGGAAUAAUUUUAAAUUAUUAUUUUUUACUUUUCAUUUUAAACUUUUUAUUUCAAUUUCGGUAGAAAUAGAUUAUUUCUGCGUUUUAGUAGACGAACUACGGUGAUCUAUCUAGAUUGGUUAUAUAAAAAGUUACUGUACUUUUGUCUAAUCAUCAUUCUACAUUGAUGGUUUGUAUAAAAUGAAAUUCGUGAUAUUAAUAUGUAAAUUUAUGUGAAAUUUAAUUUACAAAAUUCUGCUUUAAGCUAAAACUUGGACCAUUGGUUACAUUUUGUUUAGGUCUAGUUAUGUACUUAUUUUCCAGAAUAAUUUCGGCAAUUUGGACAUUACUAAUCCUUGAUCUCCCUGAUACUGACCUCUUAAUUAUCUUUCAAAUUGUUUAAUCAAAUUACGAUACACUUUUAGCUGGGUUAAGAUCAGGCGGUCUUGUUGAUCAUGCAUUUGCAAAAUUGGAUUAUAACCACAUCCUACUCGCCAUAAAACUAAG
Molecule: messenger RNA, 2501 nt
Organism: Psylliodes chrysocephalus
Lineage: Eukaryota; Metazoa; Arthropoda; Insecta; Coleoptera; Chrysomelidae
Source: the annotation of a GenBank genome assembly